Molecule: messenger RNA, 1308 nt
Organism: Penicillium canescens
Lineage: Eukaryota; Fungi; Ascomycota; Eurotiomycetes; Eurotiales; Aspergillaceae
Product: glutathione S-transferase family protein
Exons: 3
Coding region: 1-1308 (435 amino acids)
Biological process (GO): mitochondrion organization
Cellular component (GO): SAM complex
Source: RefSeq, a predicted model, not a curated record
AUGGUACUACAACUGCAUGUAUGGGGUCCAGCCUUUUCCCUGCCGUCAAUUGACGCGCAAUGUCUGGCUGCCAUCGCAUACUGUUCCGAAGUCCUCCCCAAGGGUUCGUGGGAGCUCAUUGCGAGCAGCGAUCCCUCUGUGUCCCCAACCGGUGAGCUCCCCGCUCUCCAGAAUGGAUCAACCUGGGUGAGCCGGUUCCGCAAUAUCGUGGACUACCUCCGCCAAUACUCCGAGGGAGCAUGGAACCUGGAUGAGAACCUAGGCGAUGUCGAACACGCCGACAGUGUUGCCUUCUCCUCCUUCAUCGAAUCCCGCGGCCAACCUCUCCUAGACCUCUCCCUAUACGUAACCAGCCAAAACUACUACAACAACACGAGCCCAGCCUAUGGCGCCCUCCUCCAAUGGCCAAACCAAUGGAUCCUCCCCCCAAAGCUCCACGGCUCCGCAAAAUCCCGCACGGAAUACCUAGGCCUCUCCUCCCUAGACAUCCAAGCAAUGGAAGAACAACGCAAACGCGAACACUCCGCCGCGGUAGCCUCAGGCCAAAUUCCCAAAAACUUCAUCCAGCAACCCCGCGAAACAGUCUCCAAACUCCUCGGCCGCACAGCCCAACAUAACCAAUUCCGCCUCGAGGCCCUGACAGCCGAGUUCUUCGAACCCCUCGAAGCAAUGCUCGCCCGCAAAUCUUACCUGCUCCCGGAUCAAUCCGGUAACCCGUCUAGUCUGGACUGUAUCGCGCUGGGAUAUUUGGCGCUCGCGCUAGUGCCCGAGCUUAACUUCCCCUGGUUGCGCGAUGCGAUGCGCGCCAAGGCGCCACAGGUGACGGCUUAUACGGAGCGCAUGCGGAGUCGCUGUUUCGGCGAUGUGGAUGUGAAGAUCGAGCAUGCUUUCCAGCCCGUUUCUGUUGGGCCUGAGGCUGAGCUUGCGAAGUUGCCGUGGCGGGCUCCUGAGCGUGUUUCUGUUGCUGCUGUUGGGAGUACGCUCCUCAGUACACUGGCUGAUAACACCCCCUUCUUGCGUGAGAUUCGUCAGAAUAGACGGUUGAAGCAAGCUGUUCAGUCUGAUGAGGAUUUCUCGCCCGUGCAGAAACAUCUUCUGGCACAGUAUGCUGAUUCUAGUAACAAGGAUAUGCUUGUUUCUGUUGUUGCCGCUGUGGCUGGUACGGCUGCGCUGGUUGGGUAUAUGGUUCAUGUUGGGUUACUUUCUUUCUCUGGGGGUGGUCAUGCCGAAGAAGAAGAUGACAAGAUCGAGGGUGAAGUCAAUCACCUUGAUCCUGGGUCUGCGGCGGACUUCCUAGGCGCGUUGUAA